CUUCUGUAGGCGUGGAACACAACUUGCCCAAAUUGGCUGGCAGCAGAGGCUGCUCUGGAAAAGUACUACCUUUCCAUUUUUUAUGGGAUCGAGUUUGUUGUGGGAGUCCUUGGGAAUAGCGCUGUUGUUUUUGGCUACCUCUUCUGUCUGAAGAACUGGAAUAGCAGUAACGUUUAUCUCUUUAACCUCUCUAUCUCCGACUUGGCUUUUUUGUGCACACUUCCCAUGCUGAUUAGAAGUUAUUCUCAUGGAAAGUGGAUAUAUGGGGACAUGCUCUGUAUAAGCAACCGAUAUGUGCUUCAUGCCAAUCUCUAUACCAGCAUUCUUUUUCUCACUUUUAUCAGCAUUGAUCGAUACCUGCUCAUGAAGUAUCCUUUCCGGGAACACUUUCUACAAAAGAAGGAGUUUGCUGUUUUAAUCUCUUUGGCUAUUUGGGUUUUAGUAACCUUAGAGCUACUGCCCAUACUUUCUCUUAUAAAUCCUAAUUUAGCUGCCAAUGGCACCAACUGUAUUGAUUAUGCAAGUUCUGGGAACGCCCAAAGCAGCCUCAUUUAUAGCAUAUGCCUAACCUUCUUGGGAUUCCUCAUUCCCCUUUUGGUGAUGUGCUUCUUUUAUUUCAAGAUUGCUCUUUUCCUAAAGCAGAGGAGCAGGCAGCUUGGUACUGCUUUGCCCCUUGAAAAGCCUCUCACCUUAGUCAUCAUGGCCGUUGUGAUCUUCUCUGUGCUUUUUACUCCCUACCACAUCAUGCGGAACGUGAGGAUCGCUUCACGCCUGGAGAAGUGGAAGGAAUACCAAUGCACUCAGGCAGCCAUCAACUUCUUCUACAUUUUGACUAGGCCUUUGGCCUUUCUGAACAGUACCAUCAACCCUGUCUUCUAUUUCCUUUUGGGAGAUCACUUCAGGGAGAUGUUGAUGAGUAAACUGAGGCACCAAUUCAAAUCCCUUACAUCCAUUAGAAGAUGA
Messenger RNA from Neomonachus schauinslandi (Hawaiian monk seal), 963 nucleotides. RefSeq names its product succinate receptor 1 (gene SUCNR1). Gene Ontology annotation, biological process: G protein-coupled receptor signaling pathway. The record is from RefSeq and is a predicted model, not a curated record. Lineage: Eukaryota; Metazoa; Chordata; Mammalia; Carnivora; Phocidae. Gene Ontology annotation, cellular component: plasma membrane. The annotation marks the transcript as partial. The transcript has a single exon. Gene Ontology annotation, molecular function: G protein-coupled receptor activity.